AUGCCUCCCGGUCUCGGGAAUAAGAACAAGGGCAAAGGUCGCGAGCCUAGGGCUUCUAGAAGCCGGAACACAACUCCCAGCUCUGCUCUAAGCACCAGCGCCAGCACGGUUACGGGAGUUAACCCGUCAAUGGGGUACCUUGAUAACGAUGUCUCCAAGCUACUCGUACCGAAUGGUGUGCAAUAUUCUGAUAUUCUUGAGAAAUUCGGAGGAGUGGGCCAAAUUCCGGACCAGAAAUCACUAGAGUCCCUUGUGGACCAAUUGAAAACCCUCGGCCAGCUUGCAGAGACUCGAGAGGAUGCGUGCAACGCCGGCAUGAGGGAACUGUCGCAAAAACGUAAAGAGGUGUUGGAGGAGCAGAGAGAACGAGAACAAGUGGAUCGAGAUGCUGAGGAAAGGUUAAGAAUGAAAAGAGAGGCAGACGAUGACGAGGAGGAAGCACGAAUUUUCAAGGGAGGCAGGAUUAAGAAGCGGAAGGAGAAGAACAUUCCUAAAGAGGAGCGGCCGCUCUCUCAUGGUGCUCAUGGUGUUGCAAGGCAAGAUGGCCAUGAGGUUAAAGCUGAUGCAUCCCAUAAACGAGGGGGCAAAGAUGCUAGUAUGGGUUCACCCAAAAAAGCACGGAAUCAGCCUUCAAGUGCAUCAUCUCUCUCACCACCCUCACUCCAUUCCCCCCCUCCCGCUACCGCUGGGUCAACCGCGGGGAGCCCUGAAUCCGUGGAUAGUUCCGAUUCCCGUCAGCCAGAGCCUGCGCCGGCCGUUCAUCAAUACCAAGUUUUCGGUCCUGAUCCAUUAUUAUUCGAUGAUCCCACAGUAUAUCAUAUUCGAGAUGUCACGCCUAAUAUGACAGUCGAAGAGAAAAAGAAAAUUUACAGCGUCGCAAGCUUCCCGGAAUCCGAUUUGAAGCAUUUGAUGGCAGGUGAACCGCCGGACAAGGAUUUUAGCAAUGCAAAGCCCACAAAUCAAGUGAGCGCCAACACGUUUGCAACAUAUCUAGAACCCUACGUUCGACCCCUUACCGAGGAGGAUAUAGCGUUCCUAAAGGAAAAAGGUGAUCGUGCCACCCCUUUUCUUAUGCCACGCCGUGGAAAGAAACAUUAUACCGAUAUUUGGGCAGAGGAGGACGGUUUAAACAUAGAUUCUACCAGUCAGGACCGAGAUAAGUUGCCUCUAAACCAGGGCCGGGGUAGUGUUGAACAAAUCACGGAUGAAACUUGCGAGACGGAUCAAGUCUCAGUUCCUCCAAUGCUUAGUCGACUAUACUCUCUUCUACGCUUUGAAAAUCGCACGCUCCCCGAUGAUGCGGCUCAGCCAGGGAACGAAGAGACGGCUGUGAACGGAAAUGCAACCGCUGACGGCCCAAUGGAUAUCGACCAGCCAAACGGAGAAACAGAACCAAAGGCGCUAAGUUCAGCUACAACGUUCCCCGAGUCUUCUUUAAGCGGGUUCAAGGUUCCCGCCGCCAAAUUAGACCAUGCUCAGCUGGACGAACGACUCAAAGCUGAACUACGGUAUAUUGGUUUCCUAGGGCCCGAGGAUAAUCCAGACUAUGACGCCCAUUAUGAUGAUGACAUUGCUGAGAGACUCCGCAUUCUUCAAUCUGAGCUCAAAAAACAGAUGAUUGUUAACGGUGCACGGAAAACACGCCUGCUAGAUAUCGCUCGUGAACGCCUAGCCUAUCAGGAAUAUAGCACGAUUCAUGAUGACCUGGACACUCAAGUACAGCAAGCCUACCUUAAACGAACACGCACUCUGGGCAAAAGCAAGAAGGGCUCACAUGCGAAACAUCGCCCUGGCGGAGCAGGCGGAGGCAGUCAUCCUGUCAGUACAGCGGGUGUUGGCAGACCUGGAAUUGGUGACAUGGCCCGUACCCUUAUGGAUCGCCGUAAGAGAUGGAUCGAUUGUAUCGGCCCUGUCUUCAAAGACUGCAAGUCUACUGUUCCUGGUAAAGAUGAAACUAUCUGGGAUCCCGUAUUAAUGGCGGACUUUGAGAAGGCGGAACUAGAGGGAUGGGAUGAAGAACAAGAGUAA
Messenger RNA from Microsporum canis CBS 113480, 2028 nucleotides. Its product is annotated as transcriptional adapter 3. Gene Ontology annotation, biological process: regulation of transcription by RNA polymerase II. Gene Ontology annotation, molecular function: transcription coactivator activity. Gene Ontology annotation, cellular component: SAGA complex. Bases 1 to 2028 code for a protein of 675 amino acids. The record is from RefSeq and is a predicted model, not a curated record. Lineage: Eukaryota; Fungi; Ascomycota; Eurotiomycetes; Onygenales; Arthrodermataceae. The transcript is spliced from 3 exons.